GGGAAAUAAAUAACUGACCAAGCUACAUAACUUGUUUGGAGGGAAAGAGCACAAAUCAGGAAACAGAAGAAUAUUGAACUGGACUCUGAUUAAUUUUCAAUAAUGAAAAUAAUAGAAAAUGAUCUGCAGGUGCCAGGACCUUCUGGGGAGUGGAAGGAUAAUCUGCAGCCAGCCUUGAUGUUCUCCUUUGUAUUUCUGAUCUGCCUGGAAGCCUGCUUACAUUUAAGAAGCCUUGGGCAAAAAAAGAGCCCCCCGGGUCCUUUCCAGUGGCCACUUUUAGGAAAUGUGAUGCAGCUGGGACAAAUGCCUCAUCUCACCUUUUGCAAGAUGGCACAAAAAUAUGGCAAUGUUUUCCAGAUCAGGUUGGGAAACCACAAUAUUGUUGUGUUGAAUGGAGAUACCACAAUAAGACAAGCCUUAGUGAAGCACAGUGCAGAAUUUGCUGGGAGACCCAAUUUCACCUCUUUCCAGCUAGUGUCUGGGGGUAAAAGCAUGGCAUUUGGUGGCUACAGUGACCUCUGGAAAGCUCAUAAAAGAAUAGCGCACUCAACUCUCAGAGCUUUCUCUACUCUCAACACCAAAACCACCACGCUUUUUGAACAGCAUGUAGUAGCUGAGGUGCAAAACCUGAUGCAGGUGUUCUUGCAACUGAGCAGUGACGGUCGCUUCUUUGACCCAUACCACGAAUGCACAGUAGCCAUUGCUAAUGUAAUCUGCGCCUUGUGUUUUGGUAAACGUUAUAGUCAUGAUGACCAGGAGUUCAGAGCAUUGGUAGGGAGAAAUGAUAAGUUUGGACAGACAGUGGGUGCUGGGAGUUUGGUUGACAUCAUGCCCUGGCUCCAGAUAUUCCCAAACCCAAUACGAAGCCUCUACAAUAGCUUUAAAGAACUUAAUGUGGAAUUCUUUGAUUUUGUAAAAGUUAAAAUAACCCAGCACCGGCAGACCUACAAUCCUGAAGUCACCAGAGAUAUGAGUGAUGCCUUCAUAAGUAACAUAGAGCACGGUGCAGGGGCAGGAGAUGGGCUGAGUAAGGACUAUGUAGAAGGGACAGUAACAGAUCUCCUGGGGGCUGGACAAGACACUGUGUCCACUGCACUGUCGUGGAUAAUCCUGAUGCUCAUCAAGUACCCUCACAUCCAGUGCAAGCUGCAGGAGGAGAUUGAUCUAGUGGUGGGGGAGGGCAGACUGCCCUCAGCUGAGGACAAAGUCCGGCUACCUUAUGUUGUAGCCUUCAUAUAUGAAACUAUGCGCUUCACUAGCUUUGUACCAGUCACCAUUCCACACUCCACUACCAGUGAUGUAAUCAUUGAUGGAUUCUACAUUCCAAAAGACACAGUAGUUUUCGUUAAUCAGUGGUCAGUUAAUCACGACGAGGACAAAUGGACAAACCCUGAGGUCUUUGAACCUGAGAGAUUCUUAGAUGAAAAAGGACAACUAAACAGAGACCUCGUUUAUGGGGUAAUGAUCUUCUCCCUUGGCAAGAGGAGGUGUAUUGGAGAUCAAUUGUCCAUGUUGGAGAUCUUUCUCUUUACCAGUAUUUUUCUACACCAGUGCUCAUUUCAUGCCAACCCAAAAGACAAACUCACCAUGGACUGCAUUAAUGGGUUAGCUUUAAAGCCACUUCCCUAUGGGGUCUCAGUGACACUGAGAAGGGGUCAAAUCACUUUAGGAACCCCACCUUAACUCAGAUCAGAUCUAUGUGCUUCAGGUAUACAGACUCACCAAACUAAACCAACCCAGCAACAAGCUUGCACAUAUGUGUUUAAAUGAGCUAGUGUUAAACUACAGCCACACUGUAUUAAAUUUAACGAGUUAGGGACCUGAUAUGGAUUUCUAAAUACUAUUAAAAAAAUUAGAAUCAAAUAAACACUUUAAGUAUAGACAUAAGAAAUCUAAUAAACAAAAACACUCUGUCUUCUGGAAUUCAUCUACUAGUUUCCAGAUCAGAUGCAUAAACACACUCUCAUAUCACCUACCAUGUGCACAAGUAUAAACGUUCAUUAUAGCAAAAUCUCUCCACUUACUGUGAAUCCAGUGUACUUGCUGGCACUUAGAGCUGCUCUGACACUCUGAAACCUCAGAAUAGAAAACACAAGGAGGAGCCCUGGUGAGACAGGCUUUCCUCAUUAGCUGCUUACUGGGGAAGUUGCUUGUAGCUGAAUUCUCCCUGGGGUGAGUAAGCCACCCUGUGGUCUGUCCCAGGCAAGGAACACAAGGAAGGAUCAGUCCUGUGUGAUUCAGAAGGAAUAAGCUGCCCUCAUCUCAGGACAGGAGUUACAGCCUUUUCAUUUCACAAGUAAACUCCUUACAAGUCCUCAGUGUGAUCUCUGAAGCAUCUAUUAAUAUGUAGUUCUGAAAAACUUCUGUGUUGACAUUGUGUUAACCCAUUUGUUGUCAGAGAAACGCAGCACGUUCUGGUAGCUAAUAGGUUAAUGUAAAAAAGACAAGCUCCGCAGAUCUGAUAACGAAAGGGUUAAUAGAAAUACUUGGUUGCAAAUUCUAGAGAGCCAUAAAGCCACGUGACAGGUAACCUGUUUAAGAUUUUAAUAGAAAGGGUUACAUGUGGCAUAUAAAGGGUUAUUUAACUAAACCACAUCCAGUGAAGUUAAAUAAAACGUAUUCUUUUUGUUUUCAUAGGAAUAUUCUCUCAUUAGUAUUCUUGUCUGUGACUAGCACAGUUUACAUUUGGUUUUUCAGGGUGAUAAUUAACAAAUGUAUCAAAUCUAACAUAGUUGUGAAUGUGACAGAUUAACUGUGCCCAGGAUACAAUCUUUAUACAAAAAAACAAAUACAUUUUGCUUUGUAACAUAUCUCCUACUAUACAAUAUAGGGCAAAACAACAAAAUAACCCAAGGGAAUUCCUUAGCAAUUAGUUAAAUAAACCACAGUUGCUAAUUAUGUCUCGUUAACUUUACAGUCAUUUUGAAAUUCAAACAAAUGUAAGUGAUAAAGCUUAAAACUAAUUAAUUUGUUUUAUAGGAAAUUAUUCUUUUACAUAAAACUACGUUAAAACGAACUUGCCAAUGGGUCAAUAUAUUAAAGCCAAAAUGUUCAGUUAAUCUAUAUUUUAUAUAUUUGUUAUUA
Bombina bombina (fire-bellied toad) is the source of this 3084-nucleotide messenger RNA. RefSeq names its product cytochrome P450 1B1-like. The record is from RefSeq and is a predicted model, not a curated record. The coding region runs from base 103 to 1683 and encodes 526 amino acids. The transcript has a single exon. Gene Ontology annotation, molecular function: iron ion binding; heme binding; steroid 17-alpha-monooxygenase activity. Gene Ontology annotation, biological process: hormone biosynthetic process; progesterone metabolic process. NCBI's taxonomy places the organism in Eukaryota, Metazoa, Chordata, Amphibia, Anura, Bombinatoridae.